This is a messenger RNA of Colletotrichum higginsianum IMI 349063, 1494 nucleotides long. Its product is annotated as Mevalonate kinase. Gene Ontology annotation, molecular function: mevalonate kinase activity; ATP binding. The transcript has 2 exons. The record is from RefSeq and is a predicted model, not a curated record. Gene Ontology annotation, cellular component: cytoplasm. NCBI's taxonomy places the organism in Eukaryota, Fungi, Ascomycota, Sordariomycetes, Glomerellales, Glomerellaceae. Gene Ontology annotation, biological process: isoprenoid biosynthetic process; ergosterol biosynthetic process. Bases 1 to 1494 code for a protein of 497 amino acids.
AUGGCUGUAUUCGCUCCAGAAACGCGGAACGGCGUUGACACCGUCGCCGUACAUGGCGUGCCGGCCGCCUCAUAUGUAAACGGCAACGGCAACCUAGCCACCCGUCUCAAGUUGGACCGCAAGCAGUCGAGCCCCAUGAUGCCUGCUUUCAUGGUCUCCGCGCCUGGCAAGGUCAUUGUCUUUGGAGAACACGCCGUGGUUCACGGCAAGGCCGCAAUCGCCGCUGCCAUUUCUCUGCGUUCAUACCUCCUCGUCACAUCCCUCUCCAAGUCGAGGAGAACGGUCUCGUUGCGCUUCCCGGACAUCGACCUGCAACACACAUGGAACAUUGACGACCUGCCCUGGGAGACCUUUCAACGUCCCGAUAAGAAGAAAUACUACUACGACCUCGUGACGGAACUUGAUCCGGAUCUAGUCGCAGCCAUCCAGCCACAUCUUGCAGAGGUAUCACCACACAAGUCGGAAGAAGUGCGCAAAGUGCACCAAAACUCUGCCUCUGCGUUUCUGUACAUCUUCCUCUCUCUGGGCCACCAAUCCUUCACCGGAUGUCUCUACACUCUGCGAUCAACGAUCCCCAUCGGCGCCGGCCUGGGCAGCAGCGCCUCCAUCGCCGUUUGUUUGGCGGCGGCCCUUCUCCUGCAGCUGCGCACGUUGUCGGGCCCACACCCGGAUCAACCCCCUGACGAGGCGCGGUUGCAAGUGGAGAGAAUUAACAGAUGGGCAUUUGUCUGCGAGAUGUGCAUACACGGAAAUCCUUCGGGCGUAGAUAACACCGUAUCAACGCAGGGCAAGGCUGUGGUUUUCCAACGGACAGAUUACAACAAGCCCCCUGCGGUGCGGCCUCUUUGGGACUUCCCUGAACUGCCCCUCCUUCUGGUCGACACGAAGCAGGCUAAGUCGACAGCCUUUGAAGUAGCCAAAGUCGGCACGCUCAAGAAGACACAUCCCCUGCUUGUGGGCAGCAUACUGGAUGCCAUCGACAAGGUGACCAUUGCCGCAGACACGCUUAUCGGCGGGGACAAGUUCGACAACGAGGAGUCGGAAAGUCUCCGCAAGGUGGGAGAGUUGAUGACCAUCAACCACGGUUUGCUAGUCUCCUUGGGAGUAUCGCACCCGCGUCUCGAGCGGGUACGAGAGUUGGUGGACCACGAGGGCAUUGGGUGGACAAAGCUGACCGGCGCUGGCGGCGGCGGUUGCUCCAUCACACUGCUCAAGCCCGACGUCGCCACGGAAAAGCUCGCACGGCUGGAGACCCAGCUAGAGGAUGAGGGCUACGAAAAAUUCGAGACUACGCUCGGCGGUGAUGGUGUUGGCGUGCUCUGGCCAGCCGUCCUCAAGAAUGGAAUGGACGAGGACAACGAUGGCGGCAUGGAAAUCGAUCAAGAGAGCUUCCUGAAUGCCGACGGCAACGUGGGCGUCGAGAAACUGGUCGGCGUUCAUGGGGGCGUAGGUGAGCGCGAGGGGUGGAAGUUCUGGAGAGUCGAGAGUCGAUGA